Molecule: messenger RNA, 2339 nt
Organism: Cantharellus anzutake
Lineage: Eukaryota; Fungi; Basidiomycota; Agaricomycetes; Cantharellales; Hydnaceae
Product: SNF2 family N-terminal domain-containing protein
Exons: 15
Coding region: 1-2199 (732 amino acids)
Cellular component (GO): cytoplasm
Molecular function (GO): ATP binding; ATP-dependent chromatin remodeler activity
Source: RefSeq, a predicted model, not a curated record
AUGUACCUUACGCAGAAUGGACCAAAGCCUCUGUUUUCUUCGGGGCCUGUGAAGGCGCUUGGUGGAAAUCCGCAUCCAGAGCCCGCGACGCUAACUGCACAACUCGAAGACGGGGAAGCGUACAACAUUGACUCGGUUCCCGAGGUGUACGAGUUCUCGAAGUCUACAGAGGAUGCAAGCAGGGAAAUGCGGGAAUUUCUUUCCGGUGCCAUUGGGGCUCUCAACCUGGAUGAUGUAGAUCCAACGGAAGCUAGGGUCGAAGGUUUUCGCGAGGGCAUAACGUUGUUACCCCACCAAGUCCAGGGCAGGGUUUGGAUGCGUGAGAGAGAGACUGGGAAGAAAUUAGGGGGCAUUCUCGCAGAUAUGGGUCUCGGAAAGACUAUUCAAACAGUGACUCGCAUAUUGGACGGGAAACCAUCUGGUUCUGAUCUUGCAAAGGCGAAAAACCUGUAUACAAAGGCAACGCUGGUGGUUGCUCCAGUAAGUGUCAUGCCGCAAUGGGCGUCCGAGAUCGAAAAAAUGGCACCAGGAUUGCGGGUCAUUCAGCAUCAUGGGCCAAAAAGGACUGCAGAUCCCAAGGUGUUCGGUACAGUAGAUGUCGUCAUAACAACUUACACUACGUUGGCCUCAGAACAUACCAAGUAUGCUGGGACGACGGAAUCAGGAAAAAAGAAAGCACUGAGGGAGGAGUCCGAUGAUUCUUCGGAUGACUCUGUGAUUGAGGAGAGUAUUCGCGCGAAGGCUAAAUCCUCCACCAAAGCGAAGAAAGGCCCAUUGUGUGCUUUGUUUGAAACUGGAUUUUGGCGCGUCGUUUUGGACGAAGCUCAAAAUAUCAAAAACCGGUCCACCAAAGCUGCUAAAGCGUGUUUCGAUUUAAGAGGAAAAUAUCGAUGGGUCUUGACUGGGACUCCUAUCCAGAACUCCGUGGAGGAAUUGUUUCCUUUCUUCCAUUUCCUACGAAUACGGCCUAUCAAUAACUGGGAUACAUUUAACGCUCGUAUCGCCAAACCAGUUAAGGCCGGUAAGACGGUUAAUGCCAUGAAGCGGCUUCAUGUCGUUUUGAGCGCAACGAUGCUCCGAAGGACAAAGAAUCAAACUAUAGAAGGGAAACCGCUGCUUGUUCUUCCGGAACGGACUGUUGAAGUGGUGACGUGCGAGUUUGAUCCCGAUGAGCGCGCAUUUUACGAGAUGCUGUCGGAACGUGCUGCAAAUAGACUGGCAGAUAUCGAAGCAGGAGGGAACAUCAGCGGAAAGAGUUAUACUCAAGUGUUAGUCCUUCUUUUGCGCCUUCGGCAAGCGUGUAACCACCCUUCCCUGAUCAAUAAGGAUCAUCGCAAAGAUGCCGCCGCAAUCGAAUCUAAACCAGAGCGGAAAACGGAGGAAGAGGAAGAGAGCAAGGAAGUCGAUGAGCUUGCGGAUUUGUUCGGGGCUGUUGAUCUUGCUGGUGGAAAGGAAUGCGUUGUAUGCCAAGUCAGUCUGCCGAAGAGCCAUGAAAGCAACUACUGUGACGAAUGCGCGAAAACUGUGGUGAAGGUUGCCAACCGCAAGUCGGUAUCAAGACGAGUUGGAGGCCGGGGUGCCGGAAGCGGUAGCGGUGCUGAUGUAGUGGGAGACGAGCUCGAUUUGCUUCCUUCGACCAAGAUCAAUAAGGUCCUGGAGCUCCUCGAUCAGAUACUUGCCCGCACUAGUGGCAAGCUUGACGAGGACGGCAAAAAAAUCCCACCACAGAAGACGAUCAUCUUCAGCCAGUUUACUUCCAUGCUUGACCUAAUUGAGCCUUUCUUACGUAAUGCUGGGAUACGGUAUUGUCGAUAUGACGGAUCUAUGCCCCCCGCCAAGCGAGAGGAGGCAUUGAACCAAAUUCGUAAUAAUAAAGCCACACGAGUUAUCUUGAUUUCCUUCAAAGCGGGAGGAACUGGACUUAACCUGACGGCAUGCAAUAACGUUAUUCUGGUCGACCUUUGGUGGAACCCUGCUCUAGAGGAUCAAGCGUUUGAUCGAGCCCAUCGCCUGGGGCAAAAGAAACCAGUCUCGAUAUACAAACUUACAGUGCGGGAUACUGUUGAACAGAGGAUUCUUCAGCUUCAAGAGAAGAAGAGAGCGCUGGCUGCGGCCGCUCUGAGUGGCGGUAAAUUGGGCAAAGGUGGUCUCAAGUUGGAAGAACUUCUGGACCUUUUUGAUCGUGCCGAUCUUGACUAGAAAAAUUGCAGACUUGCUUAAUGCACUGUCGUUGUUACGUUGCGGCAUAGAUUCCUGCUUCUUGCUCUUUCUUGCUUACAAUAUGCCCUGUGUAUAAUCUGGACUAUUUAAUGGAUCGGUAGCUGACGAGGCCAAGAGAG